This is a messenger RNA of Perognathus longimembris pacificus (Pacific pocket mouse), 1717 nucleotides long. RefSeq names its product solute carrier family 25 member 38 (gene Slc25a38). Gene Ontology annotation, biological process: glycine import into mitochondrion. Gene Ontology annotation, molecular function: glycine transmembrane transporter activity. The coding region runs from base 132 to 1040 and encodes 302 amino acids. NCBI's taxonomy places the organism in Eukaryota, Metazoa, Chordata, Mammalia, Rodentia, Heteromyidae. Gene Ontology annotation, cellular component: mitochondrion; mitochondrial inner membrane. The record is from RefSeq and is a predicted model, not a curated record. The transcript is spliced from 7 exons.
GUGUCUACCCCAUACGUUCUGACUUCCGAGCGUUCGCCAGCUCCGCGUCCUUCGCUUCUCGUAGCCAGGGGCCGCGGCUCGCGCCCACCGAUGCUCCCGGGGCCGCGAGUCCCCCGCGAGCCUCCUCGCCGAUGAUCCAGAAGUCGCGCCCGGCGCUGCUGCCUCCUCCCCAGGAUGUCAGAGAUACGCUGCACCCCGCGAUCAAGGCCUUCCUGUGCGGCUCCGUCAGCGGCACCUGCUCGGCGAUGCUCCUGCAGCCGCUGGACCUGCUGAAGACGCGCCUGCAGACGCCGCCGCCCGGCGCGCCCGGGCGCAGUCGCUUGGGGAUGCUGGCCGUGUGCGCGAACGUGGUGCGCGCCGAGAGCCUGCGGGGCCUGUGGAGAGGCCUGAGCCCGUCCAUCGCGCGCUGCGUGCCGGGCGUGGGCAUCUACUUCGGCACCCUGCACGCCCUGCAGCAGCGCUUCCUGCCGGGCCGCGCGCCCUCCCCGCUGGAGGCCGUGCUCCUGGGCGCCGGCUCGCGCUCCGUGGCCGGCAUCUGCACCUCGCCCAUCACCGUGGUCAAGACGCGCUACGAGAGCGGAAGGUACGGCUACCGGAGCGUCUACGAGGCACUGAGCAGCAUCUACCGCAGCGAGGGCCGCCGGGGCCUCUUCCGGGGCCUCACGGCCACCCUGCUGCGCGACGCCCCGUUCUCCGGCAUCUACUUAAUGUUCUACGGGCAGACCAAGAGCCUGGCGCUCGGGGGCACAGAGCAGCUGGACCCGGCCCUCGUGCCCAUCGUGAACUUCGGCUGCGGGGUGCUGGCGGGCGCCCUGGCCUCCCUGGCCACGCAGCCCGCGGACGUGAUGAAAACCCGCAUGCAGCUCUCUCCCGGGAACGGCCAGGCCCUGGGCCAGGCCGCCGCCCUCAUCUUCAAAAACCACGGGCUGCGCGGCUUCUUCCAAGGCGGCCUCCCCCGUAUACUACGCAGGACGCUGAUGGCCGCCCUGGCCUGGGCCCUGUACGAGGAGAUGAUGGCAAAGGUGGGCCUCAAGUCCUGAUGAGAGAGGACAUUCCCCCCGAAACCACACCCGCAGCGCAAGGAGGUGGAUCUGCUCUCUGAGCCUGGUUCCGACCUGGCUGGGCUCGGACGAAGACGCCUGGGAGGCCGAACAGACAGGCGAUCGCCUCCAGUCGGAGGAGAGAGGAACGGAGAUCUUACUAGAACCUUCCAUCUCCCCCUGUGGAGAGGGAGCAGGGCUCGGGCGGCCUCCCCCCGCGUAGCAGAGGGAAAGGUCUGCCCCCCACCCCAUGGGGCCGGGACAUUGCUUCAGAGUCUGUCCCCCCUCCCCUCCCAGCGGGCUCCCCGCACCCUUGGGGCUGGGCCCUGGAUUUCUAGAUGCCAAUCCACGAGACACUGGAUGUGUUUGUCAGCCACGCAUGAGGUGACACUGGAAACAGGAGGACUGGAGCCCGUCAGGGGCUCCGGACCGAAGAGGCCCUUGACUUCCCAGCUUCUACGCAGCCAAAGAGUUAUCAUGAUUAUCCUCAUUAGUAUUAUUGGGGGGGGGUCACUCCAAUGUGUGAACUCUCUUAAAGUGUUUCUGCCAUUUCUUUCCCCUCUCCUCACCCUUAAACUCCCAGUGAAUAAAACAGAACAUUUAUCAUGAAAGCCGUUUUGUUGAUCUCAGUGGCACGCGGGGGAAAAAUAACAUGAACAUUUCCAGAAAAACAAUCG